AUGACAGAGCAGAGACCCUUCACGCAGCACCAAGUGGAUGACUACUACGUGGCUACUUCUACUACCAAAGAAGUCAGGAAAGCUGGGCGAAGCGAGAAGCCUGACUUGCACCUCUCCAUCCUUCCUGAUGGAGAAACUACGAACGGUGCUACUCGGCGUAUAUAUUGUGACUUUCUUCUAUGUGUAACUCUUCUUAUUUAUUUCAGAAAUGAGGGUUCAUUAACAUCAACUUUAAGAACACUUCUAUUCUUCACAGCUCUUAUGAUCACAUUACCUGUUGGGCUAUAUUUUUCAUCAAAGGCUUAUAUAUUUGAAGGUACCUUAGGGAUGUCCGACAGAGACAGCUAUUUUUAUGCUGCCAUAGUUGCUGUAGUUACUGUUCAUGUGGUACUUGCUCUCUUUGUAUAUGUAGCGUGGAAUGAAGGUUCUCGACAGUGGCGGGAAGGCAAACAGGACUAGAAUGAAGAUCAUCAUCAUCUGAUGCCUACAGACUGUAAAUCAAAGUUUUGUGAGCUGAAGGAAAAGCAUUCUUCAAAAUGUAUAAUACACGUGUACAAAGAUGAGGCUAAUGCCUCAAGUCUGGUUAGAAUGAGACUUGUGCUCAUCUUGUAUGUGUAACAGUGUUUUCUCUAAUGUUUAUGGAAGUUGCUUAGCCAGCCUCUACUAGGUCAAGCUGAUGAGGUCUUCACCUGGAAUUAAAUAAAAUAAUUUCAUAUUUUUAAAAAAAUCCUGUAGCUAUUUUUACCAUUCCUACUAUUUUUUUUGCUUGCUCUGAAAAUAGUAUUGGCAUGAAGCAAGCAUUACAUUUUUUGAGUAAUUAAAUUGCUAGU
This is a messenger RNA of Egretta garzetta (little egret), 830 nucleotides long. It is a transcript of the gene VMA21, whose product is annotated as vacuolar ATPase assembly factor VMA21. The transcript has 4 exons. Gene Ontology annotation, biological process: vacuolar proton-transporting V-type ATPase complex assembly. NCBI's taxonomy places the organism in Eukaryota, Metazoa, Chordata, Aves, Pelecaniformes, Ardeidae. Gene Ontology annotation, cellular component: endoplasmic reticulum membrane. The record is from RefSeq and is a predicted model, not a curated record. The coding region runs from base 1 to 459 and encodes 152 amino acids.